Molecule: messenger RNA, 664 nt
Organism: Penaeus vannamei (Pacific white shrimp)
Lineage: Eukaryota; Metazoa; Arthropoda; Malacostraca; Decapoda; Penaeidae
Gene: Pldn
Product: biogenesis of lysosomal organelles complex 1 subunit pallidin
Biological process (GO): intracellular transport
Cellular component (GO): BLOC-1 complex; transport vesicle
Source: RefSeq, a predicted model, not a curated record
AUAUGGUUUAUCAAGUUUAUAUUGCAUGUGACUGCUGAUCGUCCACAGUAAAAAUAAAAUCAAAAUUUUUGCCUUGGAAAAGUUGAUGAACGGACGAAGAUUUACAUAUGAUAUAAUAUAAUACGAGUGAAUAUAUUUUCCCACCAGGAUGAUUUCAGAAACAAUGGCUAGUCAAGCAGUUAGGGAGAGAAACCCCCAUCAGGAGAAUUUAAACAUUGCAGCAGCAGUGAAUGGAUCAGGGAAAUGCGAGAUCCCACCAUCUUUAGCUGCAUUAACGUCUGUCAUCUGUACUCACCAAAACAAGUUGAAGCCAAUUGAAGCCAAGUUAAAGGAGCUUUUACAACAUCAGCAGGUAUUAGCAGAGGGUCUGCAUGGUGAGAAUGACCGGUUUAAGGAAGUUGAAGCUACCUUCAAUUUGCCGGCAUUGUUUGCCGAAGUAUCAAUUUAUUCCCAAAAGCUGACAAGACUUAAAGCAGAGAUGAAUAGCAUAUCUGAAAGAACAACAAGAAUUAAGAGGAGAGCUAUUCGCCUGCAACAGCAGCAGCAGCAGAAAGCCUUGAACCAAGAGCAAGCCCGGGCUGAGCAAGCCGAGCGUGAAAAGCACCUCAUUGCAAAACCAGCCUGGGCCUCACAUCGGACGGACAGUGAAGUUCUCGAUCUUUAG